Molecule: messenger RNA, 285 nt
Organism: Xylona heveae TC161
Lineage: Eukaryota; Fungi; Ascomycota; Xylonomycetes; Xylonales; Xylonaceae
Exons: 2
Coding region: 83-268 (61 amino acids)
Source: RefSeq, a predicted model, not a curated record
UCCUCACGUCGCUCAUUUUGCCAUUUCAAUUUCCAUCUUUCCAUUUUUGGUCUCUCUACCGAUUUGUCCCAGAAACGCUAGAAUGCUUCGUCGGCAUUCCACUGGCAGAUUAAGCCCCCCUUUCCAUCUUUCGAUGACGGAUAGUAACUCUGCCUAUCCGUUCGACAAUCAUCAGCCACAGGAUCUGGACUUUUGCGUUGCUCACCGCCUCUCAACCCCCGGGAAAAACCCGAAACCAGAGCCCUUUGAUCCCGUUGCCGUGGCGUAACAGACACCGUAGUCAAA